Aspergillus sclerotioniger CBS 115572 is the source of this 420-nucleotide messenger RNA. Its product is annotated as 40S ribosomal protein eS30. Lineage: Eukaryota; Fungi; Ascomycota; Eurotiomycetes; Eurotiales; Aspergillaceae. The coding region runs from base 235 to 405 and encodes 56 amino acids. Gene Ontology annotation, molecular function: structural constituent of ribosome. The transcript is spliced from 3 exons. Gene Ontology annotation, cellular component: cytosolic small ribosomal subunit; ribosome. The record is from RefSeq and is a predicted model, not a curated record. Gene Ontology annotation, biological process: translation.
CAGGCGGGUUAUGCUCGGCUGACUCAUCCCACCCAGCACAACCACCUUAUGUAACCAACUAACCGAAGGAGGCAGCGGCGGCAGAGCCCGGUGGGGCGCCACCGCACAAACGCGUGACCUCGAGUCGAAACAGCGAAAAUUCCACACCAUCGACUCGCUCGCUCGCAACCCCCGACAAACGCCAACGACAGAAUCCCUCCUUGUUGUAUCUGAAGGUCAGAUUUUAUCGCCAAGAUGGGUAAGGUUCACGGAUCUCUCGCUCGUGCCGGUAAGGUCAAGAGCGCAACCCCCAAGGUUGAGAAGCAGGAGAAGCAGAAGUCCCCCAAGGGCCGUGCCCGCAAGCGUCUCAUCUACACUCGCCGUUUCGUCAACGUUACCCUGACCGGUGGCAAGCGCAAGGUAUGAACGGCACACCUUUUC